Molecule: messenger RNA, 1935 nt
Organism: Macadamia integrifolia
Lineage: Eukaryota; Viridiplantae; Streptophyta; Magnoliopsida; Proteales; Proteaceae
Product: NAC domain-containing protein 43-like
Exons: 2
Coding region: 345-1661 (438 amino acids)
Biological process (GO): regulation of DNA-templated transcription
Molecular function (GO): DNA binding
Source: RefSeq, a predicted model, not a curated record
CGUGCUCGCACAGACACUACAAAUGGAGAAGAGAAGGUGGUUGGGUUCUUCUCUUCUGGAAGGCCAUCCAAGAAAACUAACCCCCACUCAAAAGUACAACCAAUGACCAGGCAAGAAUCAAACAUUUUCCAUGAAUCUCCGGCCCCCUAGCAUCUGCAUGCCCUACCAAUCUACCACAUAUAAAUCAUUCCCCUCCCCUAGCUACAUGGGCUACUCAUAACCACUUCUUCCUUCCAUCUUCUCUUCCAUUCUUCAAUUCUUCAAUUCUCUCCUUCCUUGCAUCUCUCUCUGCCUCCCCUGUUUGGGAAGCAACUAAGUCUGGUUAUCAGUCUUGCUAAGGUUGAAUGGCGGAGGAGGAGAUGAGUCUAUCAGUGAAUGGUCAGUCUCGGGUUCCUCCAGGCUUCCGAUUUCAUCCCACAGAAGAGGAGCUUCUGCAUUAUUACUUGAGAAAGAAGGUGGCAUUCGAGAAAAUUGACUUGGACGUUAUCAGGGAAGUCGACCUUAACAAGCUCGAGCCAUGGGAUAUUCAAGAGAAGUGCAAAAUAGGAUCCACACCUCAAAAUGAUUGGUACUUCUUCAGCCACAAAGACAAGAAGUACCCGACCGGCACCCGAACCAAUCGAGCCACCGCAGCCGGGUUCUGGAAAGCCACUGGCCGUGAUAAGGUCAUCUAUAGCAGCUUCAAACGCAUCGGAAUGCGGAAGACCCUCGUCUUCUAUAAAGGUCGAGCCCCUCACGGCCAGAAAUCCGACUGGAUCAUGCAUGAGUACAGGCUUGAUGACCACCAAACCUCCUCCCCCUCAUCUGAUCUGUCAAAUUCAAUGGGAGAGGCGGCACAAGAAGAGGGCUGGGUGGUUUGCCGUGUGUUCAAGAAGAAGAGCCACCACAAGACCAUAGACAGCCCGAAAAGCUCUUCCAUCACUUUAGAUGUAAAAAAUACCCAAAUGUUCAACCCAAGCAACGAUGGUGCCUUGGACCAGAUUCUUCAGUACAUGGGAAGGAGCUGCAAACAAGAAAACGAAACUAGCAAAACAAGCAUGAUUAAUGAUCUCAGCAACAUCAACACCAUCACAAGUGCCAACAAUUACAAUAGCCACACCAACUGGAGGUUCCUCAAACCGAUCGAGAUAGCCAUCAGCAAUGGGCUUCACGAGAGAUUCUUGCAUCUUCCACCACUGGAGACUCCAACGCUCACUUCAUUCCCAAACGAUGAUCGGAUUCAGGACUGUGGAAGCCUGCAGGCAUGUUAUCGACCACUUGAUGACACGCAGACGUUGACCGAUGUUGACCUAGGAGGAGGAGGAGGCACGGCUAAUAUCAACCCGGUCUACCACUCGGGGGCGGAACUCAGUGACUGGGCAGCCCUUGAGAGUCUGGAUCGGCUGGUUGCUUCCCAUCUCAACGUUCAACCAGAGACUUCCAAGCAGCUGCCCUGCUUUAACGAGCCUACCAUGGCCUUCUCUUCACCGGCACCACCAACCUCUGAUGACCAAGACCACCCACUGCUGCCACAGCUUCGCUGCUCCUCCUCUGCCUCCGCCUCCAACAGAUCAUAUCAUAAUACCCACGACUACAACAGUGAAAUCGAUCUAUGGAGUUUCACCAGAUCAUCGUCUUCCUCCUCCGACCCACUGUGCCACCUCUCCAAUGCUUCACUAUAACCGAACCCAGAAGUGAAUUGAAGUGGUAUCAUACACGGUAUAGAAAUUUCCUAGAGUAAUCUUAAGAAGGCCUACUUACCAUAUAUGGUUAGUAGUAUAGGGUUGUAUGUAUUUAAUACCAGUAUUGUUCUUCAAUUAAAUAAAGAGAAAUAUGAUAAAUGAAUAAAUAAAUAAAUAAAUAAAAAGGUUUAUCAUAUCAGUUCUAAUUAAGUUGGGGAGGCAUUGUCAACCAUUAUCUUUUCUUAAUCUCUAUAAUAUAUGUCUUUGGCUGUCA